Helianthus annuus (common sunflower) is the source of this 1124-nucleotide messenger RNA. Its product is annotated as probable aquaporin PIP1-4. Gene Ontology annotation, molecular function: water channel activity. Bases 80 to 943 code for a protein of 287 amino acids. The transcript is spliced from 4 exons. The record is from RefSeq and is a predicted model, not a curated record. Lineage: Eukaryota; Viridiplantae; Streptophyta; Magnoliopsida; Asterales; Asteraceae. Gene Ontology annotation, cellular component: vacuole; plasma membrane; plasmodesma. Gene Ontology annotation, biological process: transmembrane transport; response to water deprivation.
ACAUUCACCACCACGAAUAUAACAUUCCGGCUAGAGAUAACAAUAAUUAUAAUAUUACUAUUAUCAUCAUUAACCAAUAAUGGAGGGAAAAGAAGAGGAUGUUAGACUGGGAGCUAACAAGUACCGGGAACGGCAACCGAUCGGGACGGCGGCGCAGGUGCCCGAUAAGGACUACCAAGAGCCACCUCCAGCGCCUUUAUUCGAGGCGUCGGAGUUGUCAUCUUGGUCUUUUUACAGGGCUGGGAUUGCUGAGUUUAUUGCUACAUUUUUGUUUUUGUAUGUGACCGUUUUAACGGUUAUGGGGGUGGUUAAGUCGCCGACGAAAUGCGGGACGGUGGGGAUUCAAGGGAUUGCGUGGGCGUUUGGUGGGAUGAUCUUUGCGCUUGUUUAUUGUACUGCUGGAAUCUCAGGCGGUCAUAUUAAUCCGGCGGUGACGUUUGGGUUGUUUCUCGCGAGAAAGUUGUCGCUGACUAGAGCAUUAUACUACAUUCUGAUGCAAUGUCUUGGAGCGAUCUGCGGUGCUGGCGUCGUUAAAGCGUUCGAAGGUAGCACCGAAUACAAAUUACUUGGUGGUGGCGCCAACACGGUUGCCGAUGCUUACACUAAAGGCGCAGGCCUUGGUGCUGAAAUUGUCGGAACAUUUGUCCUUGUUUACACCGUUUUCUCGGCUACCGACGCCAAACGUAGCGCCCGCGACUCUCACGUUCCGCUACUGGCCCCGUUGCCAAUCGGGUUCGCGGUGUUUCUGGUGCACUUGGCCACUAUUCCGGUAACCGGAACAGGAAUUAACCCAGCAAGGAGUUUGGGAGCUGCCAUUAUUUAUAACAAGGAUAACGCAUGGGAUGAUCACUGGGUGUUCUGGGUUGGACCAUUUAUUGGGGCAGCAUUAGCAGCACUUUACCAUCAAGUUGUGAUCAGAGCCAUACCAUUCAAGAGCAAAUGAAGAUUUAUAUAAUUAGUUAGUGGUUUCCUUUUUUUUGUUGCUAAUAAUCAAAUCCCAUUUUAAGUGGAUUGAGUGUGUGGGGCCCCUGGAAGUGCUUGUGGGCUUAUCUUGUAUUAUCGAUUUGUCGUACGUUGUAUGCUGUAUAUUUUUGUCUACGUAAUCAAGUGUUUUUUUUUUGUUA